This is a messenger RNA of Bufo gargarizans (Asiatic toad), 4353 nucleotides long. RefSeq names its product plakophilin 2 (gene PKP2). Gene Ontology annotation, biological process: protein localization to plasma membrane; heart development; intermediate filament bundle assembly. Gene Ontology annotation, cellular component: plasma membrane; intermediate filament; nucleus. Gene Ontology annotation, molecular function: alpha-catenin binding; molecular adaptor activity; cadherin binding. The transcript has 14 exons. The record is from RefSeq and is a predicted model, not a curated record. Bases 188 to 2719 code for a protein of 843 amino acids. NCBI's taxonomy places the organism in Eukaryota, Metazoa, Chordata, Amphibia, Anura, Bufonidae.
AGGUAGGAGGUGUCACGUUAGUUACUAAGUGAGGAAGCUGAGUGAGUGGAGGUGUGUACUGGGAGCUGUGAGCUGCACUGGUGUCCUUUCCUGGGAAGUAGCGUGCACAAAGAUAUAUUGUGUUUACAGGUGGCCACGGUAGCUUUCUGGAGGCUGUGAGCAGGGAUCCUGAGCCCACAGAUCCAGAAUGGCAGUCCUCGCUUCCCCCAACGCUGAACAGGGGUACAUCAAGACGGUCUUGAGCAAGGACCAUUUUAUGGACCUAGAUAGCUCCAGUCUGGCACUACCAUCUGAAGAUAAGCUGUCAAUUAGCCGUCAAGACCUGGAGAAAGCCAUGAGGAUCCAACAUCAGGUCCAGCUCACCAUGGCAAGGAAGACUAACAAGAAGAACGUGGCUAACGGAACAAUUUACCAGGCAGUGAGUUUCCCAGACCAGGGGCUUCACAACACAACCCUGCACAGGGACACCAUAAGAUCUCCUUCCAAAUAUGACACUAUGAAGAACUAUACAUUACCUUUACAAGAGAAUAACUGGGGUAGUAGUCAGAUACAGUAUGGCCAGAGAAUGCAUGAAAAUGGAUGGGCCAAGAGCUAUUCAUCUUACAGUCAAUGGGGUAACGAUCUGGAUGGUGGCCAGAGAAAACCUACUGGGAGAAGGGAUAUCUCUCCAGAAAGACAGGAAGCAUUAAUGAGAGCCUAUGAAAAGCGGAAAAAUACCACAGCAGCCAGCCUGCACUAUGCAGGCCCAAGACCAUCGAACAUGUCCACCAUACGAUACUCGCGCUCUGAGUUUGGUCACGGAACAAAACCUCGGCAAAGCACAGUCAAAAAGUCCACCCUGUCUGACCAAGAUUCAGUGUUCAUAGGCAGUACUCCCAACAGUCCGGCCGGACCCUACUACCAGAAGAGGAACAGCCAAAGUAUGGAUGACCUCCUAGAAAAGAGGCACUAUCAGACUCAAGCCGUUGGAGCAGGCGGCCAAGGGAGGUCCCAACAGAUAUCCAACAGAUUCGACACACAUUACACCAACACAAAGUAUACCACCCACCGAAAGGAGUACAUCCAGUCACCCUCAGGAGCCAGUGGGAUUGACAUGGGUGGCAAGAGGUCUGCAAUGACAGCCGCAAUGGCGGCAGUGGCAACUGGUGGAAAUGUUACAGAGCGCGAUGCUGUACACCUAGACCCACCUGUAGGUGCUGCCCAAAUGACAUCAGAGGUGCAGAUGACGCUGGAGAGAGCUGUAAGUUUGCUGCAGAACAGCACUACCUCUGCACACUGGUUGACAGCAGCAGCUAGUUACAUACAACAUGAAUGUUUCCAGAAAGCAGAGUCCAGGAAGAAGGUAUACAGUUUGAAUGCAAUUCCCAAGCUGAUUCAGCUCUUGAGCAAUAGUAAUGAGGAUGUUCAGCGAGCCGCCUGUGCUGCACUCCGCAACCUGGUUUAUGAAGACAAUGACAAUAAACUAGAGGUGUACGAGCAACGUGCCAUACCCACUCUCCUGAACCUGCUUAAGAACAGCCAGGAUCUGGAAAUAAAGAAGCAAAUUACAGGGCUAAUGUGGAACUUGUCUUCCAAUGACCAGCUGAAAGUCAUGCUAAUCCGAGAUGCUCUGCAGACCUUGACCAACAAUAUCAUUAUCCCUUGUUCUGGCUGGAGAGAUGGAGAGUAUUCCAAAAACGCGCUCAUGUCUGAUCCUGAUAUAUUUUACAAUGCGACUGGCUGUCUCAGGAACAUGAGCUCUGCUGGGCCUGAGGGCAGGAAGGCUUUGCGGGAAUGUGAUGGACUAAUUGAUUCACUGGUACAUUACAUCAGUAGAAGUGUUGCUGACUAUAAGCCUGAUGACAAGGCUACAGAGAACUGUGUGUGUAUUUUACAUAACCUGUCAUACCAGCUGGAGUCAGAGGUGCCCAGCAGAUACAGCCACAACUUUAACACACAAAACCGGAACCUGACCCGCGACGGUACAGACAUUGGUUGUUUUGGCUCACGUAGCAGGAAGCUCAAGGAGGACUGGACAGAAGUCCCUAUUGCUGAGGAAACCAGUAACCCCAAAGGGAUGGAAUGUUUAUGGAGCUCCAAACUGGUUCGGCUUUACUUAUCACUCAUUGCAAAAAGCUCUCGGAAUUACACCCAAGAGGCAUCACUGGGGUCUCUCCAGAACCUUACAGCUGGAAACGGGCUGGCACUGAUGUCACCGGGAGGAUCACAAAACCACAAAAUAAGUAUUCCAUUCUCUGUGGCUCAGACCAUCGUUCAAAAGGAGAGCGGCCUUCAACACAUCCGAAACAUGUUGUUUGUAAAUGAGCCUGGGGUAAAGAGAACAGCUGUCUCACUCCUGAGGAAUCUGUCCCGUAAUUCCUCCCUACAAAAUGAUAUUGCCAAGGAACUAAUGGCCGACCUGGUGAAAGAGCUACCAGACCGUGUACCGGACUCCAACAUCGCAAAUGAGACUUCUGCAUCUAUCUGCUACAUACUAAACAACCUGAUUUGCAAUAGCUCUAACAACGCCAAGAUGCUGUUGCAAUAUGGGGGCAUCAACAAGCUGAUAGACAUCAGCAAUAGUGACAGUGGUAUGAUCACGAAGACUGGAAAAGCAUCUUCUCUUGUGCUCUACAACCUUUGGUACCACCAGGAUCUUCACAGUGCUUACAAGAAGGCUAUGUACAAGAAGACUGAUUUUGUCAAUCCCAGGACUUCAAAGGCUCACCAUUCCCUGUGAGAAGGCCCGAUACCCUGAAGAAUUAUGACGCUUAUACAGGAGGCUUCUUUUUGUACCCCUAUUAACGGACUAAAAAAGAGACACCUGACCGCAUUACCUACAAUCCUGCUUAGUGCCUUUAACAAACAUCUUGGUUUGUUGCAUUGGAAACUUUGCUCAAUGGACUCACUGGAUUGGGAAACUCAGGACUUUAUUUGGAUUUCCCAGUUUAACCCUCUUGUUUUAGAAUUUUAACAACCCAAGAAUUUACUAGCAACAAAAUAUCCUAACUUUAAAAUUUUAUCAUUGAUAUCAUCAUUUGCUGCGACCAAAGAUCAAGUUGGUUGGUUCCCAACCAUGGUCUGCCCACCAUUGAUUACAUCUAUGAAGAUCAACACUAUGGCAUACUAUUCAACUCCUAACCACCUUGCCCAAUUAAUAUACAGGGAAAUGCUUUUAAUUUAGCAUCCUGAUAAUCUAGCAUGGCAUAACUUUGACUUUUACAAGACUGACCAAAGAACUAAUUAAGGAACCAAUAUCUAAUCUUAAGUUAACAAGUUCUUCUGGAAAGUUCUCCACAAUUACCAGUGAGUUUUUCUAUGGCCGAACGGAUAAUAAAAGUUCUUUGAUCCUUGGAUUUUGUAGGUGAACCAAGACUAAAUUCCAAAUGUGUCUUUCCAAAAAGGUAUAAAGUAUUAGCAAAUAUAAGAACAGCCUGCCAUAUGAAUGAGCAUCAAUAGAAAAUAGAGCAAGGAAUCAGGUGCAGAACCUUUUAAGAUCUGGGCACCAUCCAGGCUGUGUAAUAUCGGAAAACAGGAUAUUGUGAAGAACAUGUGCAGGAAGGUUUCGGGAGGAGGUUACUGUAGCACAUAUGUCUUGCCAUGUGAACUAUUGUAACCCACAUAUAAAUCAUGUUUAGUUCUUUUAUACUAAUGCUUAGUAUGUUUUUGUGUUUGCAAAGAGAUUUUAUGUUAGUGCAUAUGUACAUAGGCUUCAACCCAGAGCUGCAACAUGACCUUUGGGGGUAGAUUUCAGUUCAGGUUGGAUGGAGUGAACCAGUUUAGAAUUCUUCACAGGCAUCAGAACAAGGCACAGGACUGAGGGUCAUGAGGCCCUACUCUUCUACAUGGGACAGUAAUGAGAGCUACCUAACAGAUGGUACCAUGACCCAUGAAGGGGAAAAGGGGGUGUUGCUAGCAUCAAACGGGGGCCCCCUUCUCAAAUUGGUGCAUAUAAUCUCAAGAAAGUCAAUAUCUUGUUUACUGCUCCCUUACAGGAGAGGUGGACAUCAUGGCCUACGAGAAGUAAGUUGGAUCCACAAUCAGAUCAUGCCUCCUGUCUGCACAGGCCCCUGCAGCUGCCCCCAUGGCACAAAUAAUCUUGGCUGGUGGCAGUAUUUGAAUGGGCAUCUUUGGGUUGCUGAUAACACGCUAAGGUUGUAGAGCAUCGUUUAGCCUCAUCUGCCAUUGCUGCCUUAGUCUUGGAUGACUUUGUCUCCACUUGUAGGAUACUGUAGGAUAUUGUAGCUUUCAAAUGUUAUACACUUCUCAUGAUUUUGCAGCAAUGUCUUGCUCAGCGUAUCUGUAUCAUUGCUUUACUGGCAUCAUGUGCUCUAUUCAGACCUUUUUACAAAUAUAAAGAGAUAUAAAACUCAA